Onthophagus taurus is the source of this 2024-nucleotide messenger RNA. NCBI's taxonomy places the organism in Eukaryota, Metazoa, Arthropoda, Insecta, Coleoptera, Scarabaeidae. The record is from RefSeq and is a predicted model, not a curated record.
UAAAAUUAUUUGGGUUAUCACUUUCCAACAAAAUUAAUAACAAAAAGUCAAAAGGAUUAAUUCUUUAUGAUUUAAUUCUUAUAUUAUCGUUAACAGGAUCCGUAUUUUGGAUUAUUGCCAAAAAUGAUUUUGAUUUAACAGAUAAAUUAUUUGAUACUCUUCAAUUAAUUGUCAUAAUCUUAGUGAUGAUUCAAAAUAUUUCAAAAGAAUUGAAAAUCGUAAAAGGGCUAAAAUUUCUGCAAAUAAAUGAUGAUUCCCUGUAUAUGAAAUGGUCAACACUGAUUAAUUUGGUUAUGGAAUUUUUACUUUGUGGUAUUUUAAAUUUUAUAGGAAUCUUUUUAUUAAAAUCUCAUCUCUGCUUAAUCACUAAACUCAUUUUAUUUUUAUCAAGUUUGAUACAAGUUUUAUUUGAAUGCCAGUUUAUACUUUAUAAUUAUUUAUUGUAUGCACAAUUUUCAAAUGUAAAUUUACUUUUAAUACAACCCACGAAUUCCUCAAUAUUUAAGAAAGUAAAUAUCACAAUAACGAAUCUACAAAACAUAAGAAAACGCCACGAAAAAAUUUGUAUAGCUUCGAGUUAUAUCAACAAUUAUUUUUGCGUACAAAUAUUAAUGGUAAUAACAUUAAAUUUUCUUGUAUUCUUAAAGUAUUUAUUUUCCUCUUACAACAAAAUGUUACAAUUUAAACACAACGAAAUUUUAAACACACAAGAAAUUAUUAGUGAGGUUAUUAUACUUUUAAAUAUUCUCUUAAGAUUAUUUUUGAUCUGUUACGUUCCAUCGUUAAUGAAAAAAUUCGCUAAUGAAUCAAUUCAAAUCUUAUUCGAAUUAAACAACACGUACGAUGAAAUUAUAGGAGACGAAAUAGAAAUAUUUGAGCAACAAAUUCAAGCGUGGAAUGUUAAUUCUUCAGCGUGUGGAUUUUUUAACAUAGAUAUGACAUUAUUUUUUAACGUAAGAAAUUAAAAUAAAUCAAUUUUUUGGAUGCAAUCAAACGAAUUUGUAUGAAAAGCAAUUUAAAAUUUUAAUCAAUUCUUUAUUUUAGAUUUUAUGUGGUGCAACGAUGUAUUUAUUAAUUUCUCUUCAAAUGGCAAGUGCAGAAUAGGUUUUUUGUACAUCACAGUGUUUUAUUUUUAGUAAUUUUAUUUAGAUUAGUAUCUCCCUGUUAGUAAGUUUAGCGCUUUGAUUUACAAAAUAAAUGACUAGUUGUCAAAAAUCAAAGUUUGUUUAUAACUCCUAAUCGCUUUAUUGUGAUAAUCAUGAAAAUUUGAUUAAUUCAGAUAUAAAAAAUAAUUAGAAAACCUAAACCAAUGUUUAAAAAGUUAAAGUGGAGAGCUAUUAAGAUGGCAAAAGUGCCAGAAUAUAGAAUAUCAACCCAAAAUUUACACCAAACAGUGACAUGUUAUGAAUGCAUUAGUUUCUCAUCCUUUUUUCACGAUUUUUCUGAACUCCAAAUGUGACAACUUUGACGAUCACCGAAACCAUCAAGAUAAAAAUGAGUUUCGUAAACGGUUUUGUUCGAAAAAUCAUAUCUGUACGUGGUCUACUGACCAGUUAGUUUCAGUUAUUGAGUCAAUUGAAGAUUACUUAAAAAGUUUGCAAAUUUUUUUAUGAAAAUGCCCUCACAUGCGACCCGACCUUCUUACUCUCCAAGAACUCUUCUCUCCCACCUCCAUUCCUCCCUACUUCUUCUCCCGUCUUUACAAAACUUCAUAAUCUUUGUCUUUUCGACAUUUACCGCCAACCCCUUCGCUUUAAAAUAUCUCUCCAGAGACCUUAUCAUCUCCUUCAGAUCUAAAAGUAUUUGGGAACUAAGUUUUUUUUAAUUAAUUAGGUAAGGUGGAGUAUUUAAUUCCGUUUUAUUCAUAAACUUGAUCUAUAAUAUGGAUAUAGAUCAAGAUAACAUUAUUAACUUAAUUAAGUAAAGCAUUGUGCACAAACACAUACAACAACAAACUCGGAAUAUCGUUUUUUUCCAUUAGCAACUAGUGAAACUACAAAUUCUUCCAAUUUUCAUAUUUUCGA